CAAACAAGCUCCCGCACAGUUGACCGCAUUCGACAACCGACAACAGAGCAAGCACAACACGCUUGCCAUUCGCGUCGACUCUAAACACGAUCAUUUUGCUUCUCACCGUCUUCCAGGAACAUCGUCUGACUACCAUUCAACAAUCACCAAAAGCAAUGGCAGCAGUCGCCGGUAUCGUCGCCGUCCCAUCCGCCCAUGGCAAACCGCCGACUCGCCCCAAACGCCCUAGUGACGACCAAGUGGACGAAAAAGUGCUGCGUCGACGGCAACAGUACAAGUUCCACCAGCGUCGCCACAGAGCCAAACAAAAGGAGAAAUUGGUCGUGCUCACUCACGACGUGCAGCAUCUUUUGGCUGAGAUCGAGCAGCUCAACCACAAGCGACAGAAAUUGCUCGUGGAACGCAACUGUUUCAGUUCCAGAGGCACCGACGCGGGGGUGCCCGCUCGCCUUACUAUGGAAUACUUCCGCCUCUUUGAGUACGGCAUCUCGCCGUACAAUUUGCCACAACAGGAACAAUUCCUACGCUCCAUUAUGACCGCACAGACCGUGGGCCCGGACUACGCCGGCGUCGAAACCGUCAUUAUGCUCUGGAAGCGCUUCAAUGACUUCUUCGUCUACAGCCGGUACGAGCCCCUCUCCAUGAAUGUGUCCACCUUGGCGGACUCUACAGUUGUCGUCAUGGACACUCACUUCCAUAUUAGCUGCCGGAAAGAUGGCGUGCUCACUCUCUAUCCGGCGCUGCGUCAUAACAUGGCGCUGUUACAGAAGGUCAUUGGCGCUAUGUUGGUGGUACCAGUCCAGUACCGCUUCGAGUUCGACAGUAAUGGAGUUGUUACGUGGUUCAGCGCCGACUGGGACCUCAUUAGUGCGCUGAACGCCAUCGUCUCGCUCGUGGACGCCGCGUAUAUCGUUAGCGACGCUAAUAUCUCUAAAACCGGCCAGAUACGCACCACCGUCGAGGACAUUCGACAGAGCUGCAACAUCCAGAGCGACGUCGGUUCCCCAGUCCAACAGCCAGUGGUAGACCCUCGCCAUAGUGUCGAUUUUUUGCUUUCGUAAAAAUUGAAAUUGCUCUGUAUUUAUCGUUGAUUUUCA
Molecule: messenger RNA, 1097 nt
Organism: Phytophthora nicotianae INRA-310
Lineage: Eukaryota; Oomycota; Peronosporomycetes; Peronosporales; Peronosporaceae
Exons: 1
Coding region: 156-1061 (301 amino acids)
Source: RefSeq, a predicted model, not a curated record